AUGGCCUCCCUCUCCCCCGCCCAGGCGAUCGCCGCCGUGACUGCCGCCCUGGCCCAGCUGCCUCCAGCGGAGUCGAUCCCCGAAAGCGACCGCCUUCAGCUUCUCGGAGUUAUGGACCAAGUUCGCGUUGCCAUGGAGCCGCCCAUUCUGACCGCUCGCAACCUCUGUUUUGCACAUUACGGCCUGGUGGGCAUCCGGGGGCGGUUUCCCCCAGACCAUCGGGCAGUUGGCGGUGACGGCCAAGGACGGAAACUCCGAUGUGUGCGGUCAGCCAUUGACGGUUCUUCUGUAGGGCGCAUCCUUCGUCUCCUGGCUGCCAACCACCUGGUCAUCCAGGCGGCCGAUCAAACCUACCAGCCAUUGCCGCUAGCCCUGGGGUUUACCACGGGAUCCCCCUUGGCGGAGGUGAUCAAGCAUUUCUAUACCAAUAUGAGGGCCUCGGCGUUCUUGGAUGAAUACCUCGCAUCCCACGAGUACCGGAACCCCGAAGAUGCCUGGAAUGCCCCCUUCCAGUGGGCCUACCAGACCCAGGAGCACCACUUCGCCUGGCUACAAACCCACCCGGAGGACCAGCACGCCUUCAACGUGGUCAUGGGAUUGAACCGCCAGCUCGAUGGGGCCCAGUGGUUCGAUGUUUACCCGGUCGAGGACAAGCUUCGGGUCUCGCCCCAUCGGGUGCGCCUGGUCGAUGUGGGCGGCGGGCUGGGCCACGAUGUCGCGCGAUGCAAGGCGCGAUUCCCGGACAUGCCAGGCAAGCUCGUCGUCGAGGACCUGCCCGCGGUGAUUCGGGAGAUCCAAACCCCCCUGGGGGAAGACGUGGAGGCCAUCGCCUGCGAUAUGUUCGCCGCGCAGCCCGUGCACGGCGCCAAAGCGUAUUACUUGCGGACCGUUCUUCACGACUGGCCCGACCAGCAGGCGCUCCAGGUUCUGGGCCGUAUCCACGAGGCCAUGGCGGAAGAUUCGGUGCUGCUGGUCAACGAAAACACCCUGCCCGAGCAGGCUGCGCCGGCCGGCUCGGUGGCGGUAGAUAUCCUGAUGAUGGAAUUGUAUGCAUCUCUCGAGCGCACGGAGAAACAGUGGAUCGACUUGCUGCAGCGAGCCCACUUCACGGUGGUCAAGGUGUGGCGGGCGGAGUCUCAAGGAGUCGGGUCGCAUGCGUUGUACGAGGCGGUCCCCGUUGGUAGAGCCCUAUAG
Molecule: messenger RNA, 1194 nt
Organism: Aspergillus ibericus CBS 121593
Lineage: Eukaryota; Fungi; Ascomycota; Eurotiomycetes; Eurotiales; Aspergillaceae
Product: S-adenosyl-L-methionine-dependent methyltransferase
Exons: 4
Coding region: 1-1194 (397 amino acids)
Molecular function (GO): O-methyltransferase activity
Source: RefSeq, a predicted model, not a curated record